This is a messenger RNA of Pisolithus orientalis, 189 nucleotides long. RefSeq lists its product as uncharacterized. The transcript has 4 exons. The annotation marks the transcript as partial. Gene Ontology annotation, biological process: mitochondrial electron transport, cytochrome c to oxygen. NCBI's taxonomy places the organism in Eukaryota, Fungi, Basidiomycota, Agaricomycetes, Boletales, Pisolithaceae. The record is from RefSeq and is a predicted model, not a curated record.
CAUGCCCAUCGCACCCAUCACUGGAAUGCUCAGAAAGAGGCUCUGGCUCGACCUUUCCGUCGGCCUCGGUCUCGGCGUCACUGCUGCUUAUGGUUUUUGGUAUGGCUUUCACUUAAAAUCGCUACAACGUCAGGAGGAGUACUACCUCAGGCUGGAGAGAAGUCGGGUUCAGGAAGCUGCGUAGACAAC